CACUAACACACCCAGACAGCGAGCGAGAGAGAUGUCUCCAGGCUUCAAGGUUCAGCUGCACCUCGCACUGCUGUGGAUGGUGAUUCUCCAGGGAAGAGGCAGAUACAUAGAGCAAAAUGAAAUAAUCGACGACGUGUUUGGGAUGUUAAACUCUGAGCUAAAGAGAGAACUUUCGGAAGAUUACAUUUAUCGCAGAAGUCUGAAAUGUAUUGACAUGUUGAGUCUGGAUGGACAGUUUACAUUCACUGCUGAUCGGCCACAGCUCAAUUGCGCCACCUUCUUCAUUAGCAGUCCUGAUGAGAUUAUCACUAUUGAAUAUAAUUAUGUCAACAUAGACUGUCAAGGAGGCGACUUCCUCAAGGUCUUCGACGGGUGGAUAUUGAGAGGGGAGAAGUUUCCGAGUACCAUAGACCACCUUCUCCCCCUUGCCGAGCGCUACAUUGAUUUUUGUGAUGGUAGUGGCACCAAGACGGUCUUCAGGUCAUCUCAGAACGUGGCGAUGCUUUUCUUUAGGAUUCACAUGCCUGGAAAUGGGUUUUCUUUAACAGUAACAAAACUAAUCAAUCCAUUUCCUUGCAAUGUGAUUUCUCAGACGCCUGAUGGAAGGUUCACCAUGGUCAUUCCUCAUCAGAAGAGAAACUGCAGUUUUUCCAUCAUUUAUCCAGUGGAAAUCAAAUUAUCUGAUCUCAGCCUGGGACAUUUCAAUAAUCUGCAUCUGAAGAUACCCAUUACCAGCUGUAGUGGGGCGACUGAUUUCAUAGAGCUAUUGGGAGGGAACAAACUGGACCCCAGUAGGAUGUACCCUGUGGCUGAUAUUUGCUACUCAUUCAGUGGACCCGCUCAAAUGAAAGUCGGUUGCGACAACACUGUGGUGCGGAUGGUAUCCAGCGGCAAAUACAUUAAUCGUCUGACAUUCGAGUACCGCCAACUGAGCCCGCGCGAGCUGGAGAAACCCAAUAGGAACAGUGUGGAGGAUUUCUGCUACACUGAUGACUGAGCGGCUGGCAAUGUGCUACUUUGGGCCACUCAGAUUCCCAGCUGUGGGCUGCUCUGCUCUUCUGCUCUCAAAAUAAUUGAAGGGAUUUGUGGUGGAUAUGUGCUGCUAAAUUGUUAAUUUAUUAGAUUUUUGCCAGGUAGCUAUUAUUUUCUUUUCUGACCUAACUACUGGACUCUGUGGUGAAUUCUUAUGAUUGAACCAUUAGCUUAGUUGGCAGAUCUCUUUACUGUUAAAUCAGCAGCAAAACUCUAAAAUAGAAAUAAACUACUCCAUUGCUUGAUGCAUUUUUUAAAAAAUAAUGAUGUAAACUUACUUUUGCUUUCUAUUUAUUGCUUAGGGAUUAUUCUGUUAGACUUGACCACCAGCACUGUAUAAAAACACUUUGUGAGGAGUAUUGUGUAAAUAAAGGAAAUUAACAGCAAUGUCUUCAUUCUGUGACAAGUGUUGCAAAGAAUGACAUUUUAUUCUGCACUGACAAAACAUGAAACAUCAAUACAACUGAACAGUCUUAAAAAACAAAAACAACUUAGAAAAGAGCAUCCUCCACCCAAAAUGUCCUGUAAGAUCUCAUAUUGAUCAAACUGAGUCACAAUACAAUUUUACAGGAGUUACAUUGACAUACGGAUAGCUUAAAACUUAACAUGUUACUAUUCUAACACAAUCUCAUAUUAA
Messenger RNA from Callorhinchus milii (elephant shark), 1669 nucleotides. RefSeq names its product corticotropin releasing hormone binding protein (gene crhbp). The transcript has 7 exons. Gene Ontology annotation, biological process: hormone-mediated signaling pathway; negative regulation of corticotropin-releasing hormone receptor activity; negative regulation of corticotropin secretion. Bases 32 to 997 code for a protein of 321 amino acids. Gene Ontology annotation, molecular function: corticotropin-releasing hormone binding. The record is from RefSeq and is a predicted model, not a curated record. NCBI's taxonomy places the organism in Eukaryota, Metazoa, Chordata, Chondrichthyes, Chimaeriformes, Callorhinchidae.